Messenger RNA from Anoplopoma fimbria (sablefish), 1824 nucleotides. It is a transcript of the gene tpbg, whose product is annotated as trophoblast glycoprotein b. NCBI's taxonomy places the organism in Eukaryota, Metazoa, Chordata, Actinopteri, Perciformes, Anoplopomatidae. Gene Ontology annotation, biological process: negative regulation of canonical Wnt signaling pathway. The transcript has a single exon. The record is from RefSeq and is a predicted model, not a curated record. Gene Ontology annotation, molecular function: protein binding. Bases 411 to 1547 code for a protein of 378 amino acids. Gene Ontology annotation, cellular component: plasma membrane.
GAGUAAGGUAUUUGCCGAUUUGAUAAGCUGCAUCGGACUCGAUUGUUUUUUUUUGAGAAUAUGUUGAAAGCCUGAGGUUUGGGAAGACGAACGGAGAGGGAAAGCUCGAAGUUUUGCGAGCUUCGUCCACAUCACCUUUAUGGAAACGUAGACUCCGUCCUCCACCAGGAUGGUUUGGGGGUAGUUAUAUGGAGUCUGAGCUGGAACUGGGAGUAGUUUUUCGAAAGGCUAAAGGCGGGAAACACGGUGGAAAAAAACUUUCCCUUGUUGAAGAACGACGCGCUCGGUUUGUUGUAAAGUAAUCUUUACGCACGGUCUGCGCGCACACACACACACACACACACACACACACACACACACACACACACACACACACACACACACACACACACACAUUUGUACAACCCGAGAUGCGCCUGUUGAGCACGUCGUGCGGAGAAACCCGAGGGAGAACACACAUGUCCGGGGUGAUGCGUUUUCUUUUCCUCCUCACGGCCGUGCUGUCCUGUCACGGCUGUCCGGACAAAUGCCUGUGCUUCUCCCAAACCGUGAAAUGCCAAAACCAGGAUUUGGACGCGAUUCCGCAUUCCUUGCCGGCCAAUACCAAAUACCUUUUCAUCACGGGAAACAACAUCUCCAGUGUCAGCGCGGACUCUUUCCCAACCAGCCUGCAAAUGCUGACGGAUCUCUAUCUCAGUGGGAAUGAGAUGGAGUCGGUGGAUGCGAUGGUAUUUAACAACUUGCCGAACCUGGUGAGGCUGGACCUGAGCAACAACAGAAUCGAGAAUUUCAGUGAAAGAGCUUUCCCGGACGACAAUAAAGUGCAGCUCCUGAACCUCAGUAGGUCUUUAAUCAAUCAAAUCAAUCACUCCUUCGUGGAUGUGGUCCUGAGCGUCCUACAGAGGGGGAACCUCCUCCAGCUGACAGUCCUGGACCUGUCCAACAACGACCUUGUGAUUCUUCCGGACGACAUCUUCGCCGGCCUCCCCAGCCUGGUCAACCUGAGCCUGCAGAACAGCUCCAUCCUCUCCGUCCAGAACGGGACGCUGAGGGCGCCGCAGCUGCGUGAGCUUGAUCUGAGGGAUAACAGCCUGAGGGACCUGCCCUCCACCACCCUGGCGGAGCUCAGCCUCAAGCCCGCCCUCCACAUCCGGCUGGCGGGGAACCCCUGGCGCUGCGACUGCUUCCUGGAGGACAUGCUGCUGUGGCUGAAGAACUCCACCCAGGUCGUGGACUCGCAGAACCUGACCUGCACAGACCCCGAGGCCCUGAGGCGCCAGCCGCUCCUGCAGGUGGAGCAGUCCCAGCUGAAGUGUUUGGGCAACAUGGAGGGCGUGCUGGAGACCUCGUAUGUCUUCCUGGGGCUGGUGCUGGCGCUGAUUGGCCUCAUAUUCCUGCUGGUGCUCUACCUGAACAGAAAGGGCAUCAAGCGGUGGAUGUACAACAUCCGGGACGCUUGUAGGGACCACAUGGAGGGGUACCAUUACAGGUACGAGAUCAACUCUGACCCGCGUUUGGCCAACCUGAGCAUCAAUUCGGAUGUGUGAGCGAGGACGGGACACUGUCUGGGACCCACAGUGAGAUAUAUAUAUAUAUAUAUUAAAUGACUCAUACUGUUAAAAUGUGCAUGAAAGUCUUCCUCCUCCUCCUUCUUCCAUUCCCACCCAUGAUGCUACUCAGAUUAAGCAUCGGUCAUGGCUCCUAGUUAACCCCGCUCUCAGCCUCCAUUCAACCGCUGCAGCAUGUCCAAUACAAAUACCAGGCAGCUGUGAUGUCAACUGAGUUUCUUCCGUUCAACAAUGCAUGGACAACGAAUCAUUGCGA